AUGAAAUGGUUGUCUGAAAACCUUUAGAUAAAUCUUCCUUCAUCGCUUUCUUACAGACAAACUUUUUGUUCCAAUUUUUCAUUAGUUAAUUCACAUUUAAGGAACCAGUUUUCAAUCCUUAUUUUACAAAGCCAAAGUUGUUGUCCAAAUUGUAACGAAGAAUAACAAGGGGGAAAAUGAGGAGCGAUGAUGGGAGAGGAGCUUUUUCAGAGAACAAUUCCGACACGGAAAGCAUAGCAAGUGACAGGGCGGCGUUUAGUGGACCUUUGGUUUUAGGCGGCGGCGCUGUAUCUAAAAAAAGAGCUUCGAAAAAGAGUGCAAGAUUCAACCUUCAACCGGAAAUCGCCAUGGCCAAGACUAACUCAGGGGCCAGCGCUGCUGGUUUCGCCGACGCAACUGACAAUGACGACGGUUACGUCGAAAUCACCCUCGAUAUCCGAGACGAUUCCGUGGCGGUUCACAGUGUUCAAGGCGCCGGUGGUGGAAGCGAAGACCCAGAGUUGGCUUUGUUAGCUAAGAAAACACUGGAAAACAAGUCGGCUUCAUUCCGUUCAUAUUUGUUGAGGAACACGUCGAAUCAAAUUAAACAAGUUUCUCAGGAACUGAAACAAGUCCUUUCGAGAAGACCAUCUAACGCCGGCCGGAGAUUCGAUAGGACCAAAUCGGCGGCAGUUCAUGCCUUGAAAGGGCUCAAGUUUAUCACCACCAAAACAGGGGCCUCCGGCAAUGGAUGGUCUGCCGUCGAGAAUCGAUUCAAUAACUUGACCGCCUCUACAAAUGGCAUUCUUCACCAAUCCCAAUUCGCCGAAUGCAUCGGAAUGAACCAGUCUAAAGAAUUCGCCAUUGAGCUGUUUCAAGCGCUUGCUCGGAGACAUAAUGUAACCGGUGACUCAGUCAAUAAAGUCCAACUCAAACAGUUUUGGGAUCAGAUGUCUGAUGAAAGCUUUGACUCUAGACUUCAAACUUUCUUUGACAUGGUUGACAAAGAUGCUGAUGGAAGAAUCACUGAAGAAGAAGUCAGGGAGAUUAUCAGUCUCAGUGCUUCUGCAAAUAAACUUUCAACGAUUCAGAAACAAGCUGAAGAAUAUGCAGCUUUGAUCAUGGAAGAACUUGAUCCAGAUAAUGCUGGAUACAUCAUGAUUCAUAACCUGGAAACUCUCUUAUUACAAGCUCCGAAUCAAUCAGUUAGGGUCGGGGAUAGUCGGAUUCUAAGUCAAAUGUUGAGUCAGAAACUCAAGCCAACUCAAGAGAACAACCCAUUAAAAAGGUUGUAUCAGAGAACUAAGUACUUCAUAUUGGAUAACUGGCAAAGGAUCUGGGUUAUGAUGUUGUGGCUUGGAAUUUGUGGGGGCUUAUUUGCGUAUAAGUUCGUGCAGUAUCGGAACAAGGCCGCUUUCGAUGUCAUGGGAUACUGUGUUUGCGUUGCCAAAGGAGGUGCAGAGACUCUUAAAUUCAAUAUGGCCUUGAUUUUAUUACCAGUGUGUCGAAACACCAUAACUUGGCUUCGGAACAAGACUAAAUUAGGCGUUGUUGUUCCUUUCGAUGAUAACCUGAACUUCCACAAGGUUAUUGCGGUUGGGAUUACGGUUGGGGUGAUCCUACACGGAGGUGCACAUUUGACCUGCGACUUCCCGCGGCUACUUCAUGCCACAGAAGAACAAUAUGAGCCCAUGGAACCUUACUUUGGGGAGGAGCAACCUACAAGCUACUGGUGGUUUGUGAGGGGAGUGGAAGGUGUAACAGGCAUUAUAAUGGUGGUCCUAAUGGCCAUUGCCUUCACACUAGCUACUCCUUGGUUCAGGCGAAACAAACUGAACCUUCCCAAGUUCCUUAAGAAGCUCACUGGAUUUAAUGCCUUCUGGUAUUCCCAUCACCUUUUCGUUAUCGUCUACGCUCUCCUCAUCGUUCAUGGUUAUUAUCUCUACCUCACUAAGACAUGGCAUCAAAAAACAACAUGGAUGUAUGUAGCAGUGCCUGUUGUUCUUUACGCCUGCGAAAGGUUAACUCGAGCAUUUAGAUCAAGUAUCAAGGCAGUUAAAAUUCUCAAGGUUGCUGUAUAUCCUGGAAAUGUAUUGUCGUUGCACAUGUCAAAACCCCAGGGAUUCAAAUAUAAAAGUGGGCAAUACAUGUUUGUCAAUUGCUCUGCAGUCUCCCAAUUUGAAUGGCAUCCAUUCUCCAUAACUUCAGCACCCGGAGACGACUACCUCAGUGUUCAUAUUCGAACUCUGGGUGAUUGGACAAGGCAGCUCAAAACUGUUUUCUCUGAGGUUUGUCAGCCUCCACCUGCUGGAAAGAGUGGACUGCUCAGGGCAGAAGGAGCCAACACUAGCUUUCCGAAGAUUUUGAUCGACGGUCCAUACGGAGCACCGGCACAGGACUACAAGAAGUACGAUGUCGUCCUCCUGGUGGGGCUCGGAAUCGGAGCCACCCCAAUGAUCAGCAUUGUCAAGGACAUCAUCAACAACAUGCAGAUGGAAGAGGGUUCAUAUCCAGGAUCAAGUUUAGAGAAUGGGAAUUACAAUCCCAAAAACAAGAAUAGCAACAGCAAAGGGUUCAAAACACAGAAAGCCUACUUUUACUGGGUCACAAGGGAGCAGGGCUCAUUCGAGUGGUUCAAAGGGAUAAUGAACGAAGUAGCCGAAAUGGAUGAGAAACGGGUGAUAGAGCUCCACAACUAUUGCACCAGCGUUUACGAAGAAGGCGACGCUCGAUCGGCCCUCAUAACCAUGCUUCAGUCGCUUCACCACGCCAAGAACGGCGUCGACGUCGUCUCGGGGACUCGAGUCAAAUCACAUUUCGCAAAGCCAAACUGGCGUCAAGUUUACAAAAAGAUUGCCUUACACCAUCGUGACGCUAGAAUUGGAGUUUUCUACUGUGGGGCACCCGCACUCACCAAGGAGUUGAGACAAUUAGCAUCGGAUUUCUCACACAAAACCUCAACAAAGUUCGAAUUCCAUAAAGAGAACUUUUAACAAUUCCUCUAUUACAUUUUUUCCAUACAUUUCUAAUUCAUUAGUUUCAAGUGAAUAUAUAUUUCUUUUCUUUUCCA
Messenger RNA from Hibiscus syriacus, 3049 nucleotides. Its product is annotated as respiratory burst oxidase homolog protein D-like. Gene Ontology annotation, cellular component: plasma membrane. Lineage: Eukaryota; Viridiplantae; Streptophyta; Magnoliopsida; Malvales; Malvaceae. The coding region runs from base 177 to 2972 and encodes 931 amino acids. The transcript has 11 exons. Gene Ontology annotation, molecular function: calcium ion binding; NAD(P)H oxidase H2O2-forming activity; peroxidase activity. The record is from RefSeq and is a predicted model, not a curated record.